CACCUGGGAGCCCGAGGCCAACCUGUACGUUUGUUUGGUUCGGUCGGAGAACUGAGCGCUGACCCUGCUCUCACAUGAGGUCCUUCUCACCUACUCUCCGCUCGGCCUCCCAAUUCUCUUACACCCCCGCGCCUCUCCAAUACAACCAAUUCAUCAACGUUGCCGACAUGGCCGACAUGAUACGGUGAAUGUGCCACGUGCUAUGGGCUUUACGUUGCCACACAUGCCACACACGUGACCACCUUCCUUCGACAGACGUGGCCGACUGGGAACCGCUAGUAAAGCAGGUCGACUCCAUCGAGCGAGGAUCUGACAACACCCUCGUCGUGUAUCUCACCAUGAAGAGUGGUGAGCGGAUUUGCCAGGGCAGGGACAUCGUGUAUAGGCGGUGUCCGCAGGCAAUGCUCCGCUUCUACGAGACGUACCUCAAGUGGAGAAACGACGAUUAGCGACGCUGCAUUGAGUGUUUCCGCGAAUGCCGCGGUGUUCUUGGUGUGGCC
Cutaneotrichosporon oleaginosum is the source of this 500-nucleotide messenger RNA. RefSeq lists its product as uncharacterized. Gene Ontology annotation, cellular component: nucleus. The record is from RefSeq and is a predicted model, not a curated record. Lineage: Eukaryota; Fungi; Basidiomycota; Tremellomycetes; Trichosporonales; Trichosporonaceae.